ACAUAACUUUGUACGUGAAAAGGAACGCUCACCAAACGUAAACAAAAUAUCGCAGAGUAGCUUGACGUUAAUUUAAAUUAUUUUAGAAAACAAAAUACAGUAGAUAAGUGGGUGUUUUAACCUCGGACUUGCGAUAAUAUGAGGAUAAUUGAUACCAAUGUGUAUUUGAUAAAGUUUUUCAAUGCCAAUCUAUUGUGUAAAAGUUGUUACGUAGUGGAGACAGGAAACACCAGAGGAAAUGAACGCAAGUUAGGAAGCCGAUGACUAAUACACAGUUUACUUUCAAAAAUCAUGGGUACGGCAUACAAAGAGUUGUUCAAAUUAUACGAUAUAAUUCAGAAUGGCUCUGAAAGGUCUUUAGAAAGUAUCCUCAGAGAAACACCAGUGCAGAUAAACCAGAUUAUACCAUGUAAAGGUAUUGGACUCCUGCACCUCGCUGUCGGUGUAGAGCCCGAGGAGAAGUCCAAGAAAUGCACCGAGUUACUCUUGAAGAAUGGGGGAGACCCUAAUUUAUGCAAUGACGAUGGAGUAACUCCAGUGCACAUUGCAGCCAUAUGGGGCCGAGUAGAGAACUUGAAGCUCCUCAUAGGCUGCGGUGGUGACCCCUCGCAGCAGGACCUGGAUGGUCAUUCAGCAUUUGAGUAUGCCACCAGGGAGGAGCAAUGGGAAGUGUUUGACUAUCUACAUAAUGUUGUAGACCAGACUGACGAUGCACCAAACAACAGAUGUGCUUAUACACUAGAUUUAGAAAGAGUAUUAUUGACAACAGACGAAAUAGUCGCUGAAUACGGACCUAUUGUUGACGAGAACACACAGGACAAUGUUCCCAGCGUUCGUAAAUCGGAACUGAUCAGCGACUGGUGCGAAAGAAAUAGUUUAGUUAUUAAUAAGCUGUAUCCCACUAUAAUAAACGACACUUAUCUCUUAGAUAACGAGUCAGCUCCAUGGAAAAGUACCUGUUUAGACUUUACAGAGAAUAUAACACUCGAUCUCACCAAAGAUAGGAUCUCGAGCGACGCUAACACUAGCUUUAAAUCUUGUAUGUCCAAGAAGUUAUCCGACGUACAAAUAAGUGGUAUACAACGGUUAGAGUUCACUUCAGACACAAGGCAAUCCAGCGAGCCUUCGAAUGUUAUGAACCAAAGGAUCAGUGUGUAUGAGAACUUCUCACUGCCCGGCUCACCAAAUAACAUUACACAUAGAAACUACAAUACAAAGAGUAGUUUGAAGAAACAAAAGAAUAAAUGUAAUGCAAGCAGUUUGAUCUCAAAUGAUUGUUCUCAAGAGUUAGACAGAGUGUUGGCAGUUGUUCAGAAUAAGACUAACGAGUGGUUGUGCACAAGUAAGGGGGAAGGGGGGAAUACUAGGAGAUCAUCGGCUAGUAGUGGUGUCAGCAGCAACUAUUCGGGAGGGAGUAUCGUGUUAGCGAAUGUACAUGAAGAUUAUAAAUAUGAGGACAAAGAGGAAGAUGUGGUGUUGAUUGAGAGAAGGUUGCUGGUCUCACCUAUUGUGCUUCCAGUUUGCGAAGGCGCGGAAUACAUCAGUCCAGACCAGACCAUUCUAUCAGUAGCUUCAUCGUUGCCUGCAUCAGUUCAAUACGAUGACAAUACUCUUAGAGCUGAACUGCUAAGACUUGGGUACACACCAGGACCCAUACAGGAUACAACUAGAAACUUGUACUUGAAGAAAUUGCAGGCUUUGAAGAAAAAACCCAAGGAUGACGUUGAGGCCCUGAAUAGGAGUCUUAAAGCUUUGAAUAUUAAUCAGCAGAAAAAAACCUACAGCAUAGAAAUAGAGAAAUCACUACGAAAUGCGGACUGGAUGAACGAUCUCACUCCUUACAUAGAGUUAGAAAACAGAGCUCGCGCCAAUUUCGGUGACAAUACAAAAAAAUGGCGCGAAGGCACAGCAAAGACUUCGUUCACGUACUUACUGUUAGACCCGCGAAUGACUGACAAUCUGCCUGCGAAGGCGGGAAAACAGAACAAACAUGUGUCCUGGGUCACGUUUAUUAACUCCAUAUUUUAUGUCGGGAAAGGUAAGCGCUCACGACCAUACUCACACUUAUACCAAGCACUAACUCUAUGGAAUAAAGACUUCAAAACAUCCAAAGACAAGAAGGUCCAACAUAUCCUAGACAUAUGGUCUGACAAAGUGGGUGUCGUGUGUCUGCACAUAUUUCAGAACGUCAUACCGGCCGAGGCGUAUACAUAUGAAGCGGCAAUGAUAGAUGCUCUUGGAGUAAACAGCUUAAAUAAUCUUAAAGUUGGGAAUUAUUAUGGUGUUGUAGCAUCGUGGCCGCUAAAAGAACGAAGAAUGCUUGGCCUAUACCUUCUCUAUAAAGCAAUGCUCAUAUUCUUCAGCGAAGGAGAACGACAACUCAGACCAGAUGAUUUAGACUGAAGUAGGUACACCUACAAUAUUUUUACAUUGGUUGUGAAAUUCUUGCGUUAAAUUAAAUGAACUUUGACAGUAUUUAUUUGCGGAGUUAACUAAAUUUUUAAUGUAAAUUGUAUUUGUAUUUUAAGUGCACCGUAGUGUGUAAGCUUUAAUGUUAAUGUAUUUACCACAGUUGUGUAUUUCUACUGUUACAAAUCAGACACCAAAGAGUUUUACAUGAAUUAAUGGAGCUAACAGUUUUACUACUGUUUUUGCACGUGAGAUUUUAUGAGAUUAUAAUUUAAUGAAAUACAUUUCAAAACGAAGCAUAUACUUCUUUAAAAAAAAUAAUUAAUGAAGUUAUUAAACUAUUUAGAUAUUAAACAAUAAUAACGAACUGUUAGCUCCUCUACAAAGACAAUACAAUAGUUACGUUAAAUGUAGCUUACUGCCACUCAAGCCGUCGCCACUGACGUUUUUAUGGUUUCACAUAAAUUAUUAUAACACAUUUCGCAUAAUAUUAGAUUUACAUUAGUAAUCAGUAUUUUGAAUAAUUUAUUCGACAUUAUAAGUAGCUUUAACUUAUUUAUAACUUGUGCAUUAUUUAAGUUACCACUGCACGGAACAUCUCACAUUGUUUUACUUUAAAAUUAAGUUGCACUUUUAUUGCCUGUAAUUGUACCUGUAUAAAUAAGUAAUUUUAUGUAUUUUUAGAUUUUUUAGCCCUGUACUCUGUUCCUAGUCAUUAAUACAGUAACGUGUAAGCAUAAUGUAUUAAUCAUGACAAUAAGCUCUUAUAACAUUAAUUUUACUGACACUUUAAGCAGGAAAUAAAACACAUUUUUUUAAGAAAUAA
Helicoverpa armigera (cotton bollworm) is the source of this 3235-nucleotide messenger RNA. RefSeq names its product ankyrin repeat and LEM domain-containing protein 1. Gene Ontology annotation, biological process: double-strand break repair via homologous recombination; resolution of meiotic recombination intermediates. The coding region runs from base 292 to 2403 and encodes 703 amino acids. Lineage: Eukaryota; Metazoa; Arthropoda; Insecta; Lepidoptera; Noctuidae. Gene Ontology annotation, cellular component: cytoplasm; nucleoplasm. The record is from RefSeq and is a predicted model, not a curated record. The transcript has 7 exons. Gene Ontology annotation, molecular function: DNA endonuclease activity; protein binding.